This is a messenger RNA of Eutrema salsugineum, 1034 nucleotides long. Its product is annotated as transcription factor MYB46. The transcript is spliced from 2 exons. The record is from RefSeq and is a predicted model, not a curated record. NCBI's taxonomy places the organism in Eukaryota, Viridiplantae, Streptophyta, Magnoliopsida, Brassicales, Brassicaceae. Bases 37 to 876 code for a protein of 279 amino acids.
AGACAAACAAAUUUAAGAGAAACAAUUAACUCAACAAUGAGGAAACCAGAGGUAGCAAUUGCAGCUACUAAUCAAGUAAAGAAGAUGAAGAAGGGACUUUGGUCUCCAGAAGAAGACUCAAAGCUGAUGCAAUAUAUGAUAAGCAAUGGGCAAGGAUGUUGGAGCGAUGUCGCCAAAAACGCAGGCCUUCAACGAUGUGGCAAAAGCUGCCGUCUUCGUUGGAUCAACUAUCUUCGUCCUGACCUCAAGCGUGGCGCUUUCUCUCCUCAAGAAGAGGAACUCAUCAUUCGCUUUCAUUCCAUUCUUGGCAACAGGUGGUCUCAGAUUGCAGCAAGAUUGCCUGGUCGGACCGACAACGAGAUCAAAAAUUUUUGGAACUCGACAAUAAAGAAAAGGCUAAAGAAGAUGUCCGAUACAUCCAAUCUCAUCAACAACUCAUCCUCAUCACCUAACGCAAGUGACACCUCUUCUAAUUCUUCCUCUUCUUUGGAGCUUAAAGACAUUAUAGGAAACUUCAUGUCCUUACAAGAACAAGGAUUCGUCAACCCCUCUUUGACCAACAUAACAACCAACAACAAUCCAUUCCCAGCGCCACACAUGAUCAGCCACCCGUGUAAUGACGACUUUACCCCUUACGUAGAUGGUUUCUUUGGGGUAAACACAGGGCCACAAGGGGAACUCUACUUUCCACCUCUGGAAUGUGAAGAAGGUGAUUGGUACAAGGCAGAUAUUAUUAACAACUUAGACGACAUGAACAAUAAUGGAGCUGGAAACGUACCUGAGAGUAUGAGAAUGGAAGAAUAUUGGGACCUUGACCAGUUGAUCAUGAACACCGAGGUCCCUUCGUUUUACUUCAACUUCAAACAAAACCUAUGAAUUUUUACGUCAUCUUAUUCUUUUUCUGUUGCGGAAUUAUACUCAAGAUUCUUAGCCUCACAUAAAUGCAAAUAUAUAUACAUUGUUAUAGUUAGAUGAAAGUUAGAGAGUGUUUUGUAUUUCGAAUAAUCUUUUCAUACUAGGGCUUGACGUGCCAU